Molecule: messenger RNA, 2410 nt
Organism: Camellia sinensis
Lineage: Eukaryota; Viridiplantae; Streptophyta; Magnoliopsida; Ericales; Theaceae
Source: RefSeq, a predicted model, not a curated record
UUUGGACUGUAAUAAGAGACACAAAUAGACAAUGAGUCCAACGUCAAGUGAUGACAUUAUUGUUUGGUCCGUGACAGAGGACCCAUCCUCAUAAAUAUGCAGCUGCAGAUGUCAGAAGACUCUCUCUCUCUCCAUGUUCUUUGUGGUGUCUUAUUUGUAAUGUAAUGUAAAAUACUAAAAACAAUUCUUGUGUUUUAAAGCACUACAAUUCCGGGGCAAUCCAUAGGCCAUUUAGCCCAAAUAUGCAGAGAGUUAUAACCUACUGGCUCUUUUCCUUUUUUCUGCUUUGACAACCCUUGUGCAAGCAAGAAGAUGGAACCACAAAACCCACCUCCCAAGAUUGCUCGCCUUGCAGACAAUGUUCCCAUUAAUCACAUAUUGGCCAUUCUUACAAACUGUUUAGCCACUAGCCGGACAAGUUGUAGAGAAGUGUCACCCCCAACUGGACUCGGGCUCGGCCUCGAGCUUGGUCAUCAUCGGUCAAGUAACCGACAUGGCUGCUCAAAAUCAUCUGGUUUUACCUUCCUCCAGUUGCAAGAGUUAGAGCAACAAGCUCUAAUCUACAACUAUAUUGAAGCUGGACUUGCUGUGCCUCGUCAUCUGGUUCUUCCCAUAUGGAAGAGUUUUGCUGGCUAUUUGAGUAGUGUGAAUGGUGCUUGUCUGCAACAGCAAUAUUUCGCUAAUUAUAACCUCGGCCCAACCAAGAUUACCUCGGCAGCGUGACCAAGCCACGUGGCACCUCCACUGACACUUCGGCAUCACCUUAGUCACGUGUUGUCUUUCACAAAAUACUUCCCCACAGGUACAAAAUUUUCAUUAUGACUUAUGAUUAUAGCCUUCUCUCUUUCUACACUCUCUUGUCACAUAAAAUAACUGAUCUGGUAUUUUUCAAUUUCACUUUUUGAGUAUGUUUUAAAUGUUUGAGAGCAAAUCUUAUAUAUGUCCAUGCUUUUCACUAAUUCAUUAACAAAAAUUGAGACAACUAGAGGGCAAGCAUGACUUAGUGUUGUUAAUCAAGGUGUUUGCUGAAGGUAAGACCAAAGACAAACUAAACAUUUUUGGCAUUAUUUGCAUAACCUAAUUGUGGUUGUUGUUAGAGACAUGUCUCAUAUUAUUUCUCUAAGACAACUAAAUUUGAUUAAUAUAAUAUAAGAGUCUCUUCAUUUAUAGUUAGAUUUUGGGUUGAUAUCUCUAAAAUUCUAACAUAAUAUUAGAGUUGGUAUUUAUUGUAUAAUGUCAAAUCUCCAUUCUCAAUUUAUUUUAUUUAUCUCUCUAUCACGUCCACAUUUGACCAAAUUACAUGUGUGAAGAAGUGUGAGAGACUUGUCAUAUAUGGUCUCGCUAAGUUACAUAAGAUCUAAGUCUUUUUCUCAUCUCUCCUUGUUAUCAAUAAAUUAGUAAAAUUAUUUUAAAAAACCUAAUAAAGUCACUCACGCAACUUUUUUCUACAAAUUUUUAUAUGAUUUGGUGAUUAAUUACAUAGUCAAUAUUCAUCUUUACAAAAAUGAUUUGGAACUCUAGUAAAGGAGCUCUAAUGAGAUCUAAUAGGAGUGAGCCCUAUUGUGAUGUAAUGUUUUGGUCUUGUAUUUUUUUUUUUUAUUGCCUGCCACAUCAUUAGAGCUCCAAAAUUAGAGGGAUGUAUCAUUACUCAUUACAAUAUACUUGAUUGUGGACCACCAAAUAACUCCUUCCAUCUCAUAGGAAUAAUUGACUUGUACUUUAUUGGAUAGUGGUGCUACAUCUCUCUAAUUUUGCCUCCAAGUCUCAAAAAGUGGGUAAACAAUACAUAUAUUUUGAUUGGUUGAGAAUAGUUGGACUUUCAAAUGGAGUCAUUAAACUUUUUGAGUACGAGGUCCACAUAUUUAGAUCUAUUAUAUUUUGUGUAUUGUUCCCAUAUUAAAAAAAUGUGUUAGCAAAUUCAUUUUCUAUCUUGAGAAUUGAAAAAAAGAAAAAGGAAAAAAGUCAUCUACCAUUAUUAUGACCAAAUUAACCUUGUCUCACUCUAUUUUAAAAUUUAAUGGUGUUUCUAAAACGCCGCCAUAUGUUCAUAAAAUGCAACAAAAACCUUUUGAUGACAAUUUCGUCAAGCGGUUUGCCCACCAAGUCUCAAGCAAAUGGCCUUUUGGAGAAGUGGGUUAAAAGCUAUUUCCCAAUUUUUAAUUAAUUUUGGGUCACAUCAUCGGUCACAUCAUCUUUCACAUUUUUUACACAGUUUUUCAAAAAAAGUCAACAAGUUAACUUUUUUCAAAAUAUCGUUUCCAAAAUGCCGAGUUAUAGAAUGACAUUGUUUGGUUUGUUUUUCAGAAAAAUUUUUGAGAAAAAUUCUCUACAAACAAAUUUUCAAGAGUAAUUAAACCAAACAAAUUUUUUCAAAAAAAAUCUCAAAAUUUUGUUUGGUUACCUACUUUCC